AUGAGCGAUUCUAUUCAUGAAAAUCCAUCGAUAGAUAUUUUAAAGGAGCUAAAAUUGGCAGGAAACUACCAAAUUACAACACAUAAUGAAAAUCAGUUUGAAGAAAUUGCGAGAAUUAAUUUACAUCAUAUUGAAAAUCUUCAGUAUUUAAAGCCUUUCAUUAGCAAUUCUUCAAAUGAAUCACAGUACGAUGUUGCAGCGCUUGUUCAUUUAUUGAGCUUACAAAGAAACAAAAUGAGAGUCUUAGCUUACAUUAAAAAAAGGCUCGAUCAAUUAAAAGCAUACAGAUGGAAUAAUGGAAAAAAAUUAAGCAAUGAGGUUCUGUCAAAAACCUCAAAAAGUGAAGAAUACUUUUUUAACGAGUAUUCUAGCUUAAUUGAUGAAUAUAACACAAGCAUUAACAAUAAGUAUAAUAUACCAGAUUCAGAUAUAUGCAAUCACAAAAUAGGAAACAGCAUUCGAGGAAAUUUUAAUCUAUGCCAAAUCAUUAAUCCUAAAACGUUCUCUAAAGAUGUUAUUGAAUUUAAUAAUGGGAAGUUUGAAACAAAAUCCAAACAAGUUUUCUACAACUCUGGUUCCUUCUCAUUCUUCACCAGAGAACAAGUAGCUUCCCUUGGACACACUUCAGACAUUAUCCCCAUUUAA
Messenger RNA from Cryptosporidium ubiquitum, 645 nucleotides. RefSeq lists its product as uncharacterized. The transcript is spliced from 2 exons. Gene Ontology annotation, biological process: DNA replication; DNA strand elongation involved in mitotic DNA replication. Gene Ontology annotation, cellular component: GINS complex. Lineage: Eukaryota; Apicomplexa; Conoidasida; Eucoccidiorida; Cryptosporidiidae. The coding region runs from base 1 to 645 and encodes 214 amino acids. The record is from RefSeq and is a predicted model, not a curated record.